Eremothecium gossypii ATCC 10895 is the source of this 594-nucleotide messenger RNA. It is a transcript of the gene AHP1, whose product is annotated as thioredoxin peroxidase AHP1. Gene Ontology annotation, cellular component: peroxisome; cytoplasm; cytosol. Gene Ontology annotation, biological process: hydrogen peroxide catabolic process; cellular response to oxidative stress; cell redox homeostasis. The record is from RefSeq and is marked provisional. Bases 1 to 594 code for a protein of 197 amino acids. NCBI's taxonomy places the organism in Eukaryota, Fungi, Ascomycota, Saccharomycetes, Saccharomycetales, Saccharomycetaceae. The transcript has a single exon. Gene Ontology annotation, molecular function: thioredoxin peroxidase activity.
AUGUAUUUAAUCGGCCCAACCCGCGGGGUGCAAAGCAUGUUCUCGUCCUUCAGAUUGGCUUCACGUCACACCACCAGCGUAUUACGAACCUUUCAUACAUCGAAGCCUAUAAUGCUGCAAGCAGGAGACGCCAUCCCAAAGUCCAUUCCCGGUCUACACGAGAACAGCCCCGGCAAUUCAGUCGACAUCGGCGCUGAGGUUGCCUCCGGAAAGCACCUGAUCGUGGGUGUCCCAGCCGCGUUCUCCCCGGCUUGUUCGUCGAGCCACGUGCCCGGCUAUAUCCAGCACCUUGACGAGCUGAAGAGCAAGGGCUUCAAGCAAGUUCUGGUCACGUGUGUAAAUGACUCAUUUGUCACGAAGGCCUGGGCGGAGUCGCUAAAGUGCCCAUCGGACGUCAGAGUUAUUGCUGACACCCAGGGUGCCUUCGCCUCUGCUGGUGGUUUCCUGUUCGACGGCAAGCAGACGUUCGGUAAUGACCGCUCUGUGCGUUACGCGCUUGUUGUCGAAGAUGGCAAGGUCGUUCGCGACUUUGUCGAGCCAGACAAGACGGGCCUCAAGGUCUCCGCCGCAGAAAAUGUCUUGAAGGAACUCUAA